Messenger RNA from Hyalella azteca, 588 nucleotides. Its product is annotated as vegetative cell wall protein gp1-like. The transcript has a single exon. The record is from RefSeq and is a predicted model, not a curated record. The coding region runs from base 1 to 588 and encodes 195 amino acids. Lineage: Eukaryota; Metazoa; Arthropoda; Malacostraca; Amphipoda; Hyalellidae.
AUGCCUGCACGGUCUAGUGCAUUCCAUAACAAACUUACACGCCCUUUUGCACUCCUGAGCAAACAUACACCUCCUCCUGCAGGAGAUAGCAAGUAUUCUCACCCUAAUAGAGUCCUCGCUAAGUCACCUCGUCCUCCUGCACUCCUCAGUGAAUCUCCUCGUCCUCUUGCACUCCUCAGUAAAUCUCCUCGUCCUCCUGCAGUCCCCAGCAAGUCACUUCGUCCUCCUGCACUCCUCUGUAAAUCUCCUCGUUCUCCUGCAGUCCUCAGCAAGUCACUUCGUCCACCUGUACUCCUCAGUAAAUCUCCUCGUCCUCCUGCAGCCCCCAGUAAGUCACCUUGUCCUCCUGCACUCCUCAGUAAAUCUCCUCGUCCUCCUGCAGUCCUCAGUAAAUCUCCUCGUCCUCCUGCAGUCCUCAGCAAGUCACUUCGUCCUCUCAGUAAAUCUCCUCGUCCUCCUGCAGCCCCCAGUAAGUCACCUUGUCCUCCUGCACUCCUCAGUAAAUCUCCUCGUCCUCCUGCAGUCCUCAGCAAGUCACUUCGUCCUCCUACACUCCUUAGCAACUCCCCACGAUCCCUGAACUCCUAA